This is a messenger RNA of Phytomonas sp. EM1, 1413 nucleotides long. NCBI's taxonomy places the organism in Eukaryota, Euglenozoa, Kinetoplastea, Trypanosomatida, Trypanosomatidae. The record is from the annotation of a GenBank genome assembly.
AUGUCUGGGUCUCGUGCGGACCCUCAAACCGAGGCUGGGAUCCCGACCCAAGAAGAAACCGACACUUCUGCGCAUGCGAUUCUCACCUCUGAGAGAAUCGCCGGGGAAAUACGUCGGGAUGAUGCGGUGAUGGCGGAGGAACUCCGCAUUCUCGCACCGCAGCGGAGAGGAGUUUACCACAGGAAAUCCAAAAAAUCUUCCUCGCCUGCGGGGAUGCGGAACACGGACUCCUCCUCGCCGUCGUUGCUCAUGGCCUCUCGUCUGGGAGGAAUCGCAGCGCGAAAAAGUAGAAGCGAUGUCGCCGCGAUUUCAUCUGUCAAGGAAAAGGAGUCUACUGAGACGUUCAUUGAGCGAAAGCGAGAGAUGGGCCUGGUGCGCAUAUCGCUGGAGUCCAAGAAAGCGGAGAUACGCAAGCUUGACGAUGCCGCGGACCGGGCUGAAAAACAACUCCGACAGAAGCAAGAUCAGCUUGAAAGCAUCAAGGAAAAGUUCAAUAGCUUUUUGAAGAGUAGCAGCCUUGAGCAGGACGCGGCGAUGCGGCGUGUAGACUUUGAGACGAAGGCUAAGUACGAAAAGAUGCUAGAGAUCAAAAAGCUCACUGCACGUAUUGGGCAUAUUGAGUCCGAAAUGCGAAAGAUCAAUCUACAGCUCGAUCGAUGCAAGUCGUAUAAAGAAUUCUUGAAUGGGUUGACAAAGCCACAGUGGUUCUACAACGUUCUUGUGGAUCUUCGCCUCGGGGAUUGCACGCAGGAAAUUCUCGAAGAGGCGGAGGCGGAGUACGCCGCCCGAGCGGCGGAGUUAAAAAAAGCCGUUGAUGCCGCCACCGUGCAGGAGCAUCCGGAAAGACAUUUAAGCCACAACCCACCCGAUUCUGGGGCGCAUGCCGCUGCGAAUGCCUCCCCCGCGGAUCAGGCGGAAUGCUUAAGCAUUCAGUUAAACCGCCUCCACACGAGUAUUCAACAAAGUGCGCAGAAUAAAGUCAAGGAAGUGCAGGCGCAGCUGCAGGCGACCAUCCAGGCCAUGCCGUUGGAGGAGGUGAAGAACAUUCUAGACACCAAGUACCCCGAAAGCCGCAUUCCACUACCCUUUCGGGAUGUCAACCAGCUUCUCGACGUGUUCAUCGACAUCGAGGAGGGCAAUUUGUUUCUCAUUCAAAAUUGCCAAGAGCUCGAGGAGGAGCUGGAGGGGGUCACCAUAUCUUUUGUGAACGAGAAGAAUGGCCUGCAGACGAUGGUCGACCAGCGUCAUAGCCAGAUGAGUGUGCUACAGGAAAAGAUCACCGCCACGGAGGAGAAGCUGAAGGAACUGGAGGAUCGCCUGGUCGCGCUGGACAAACCGAGCACGGUGGUGAAUGGGGGGAAACCGACCGACGCCCUCCCCCCCCCCCCCCUACCGCGACGGACCAGCCGCUGA